Scophthalmus maximus (turbot) is the source of this 2266-nucleotide messenger RNA. Its product is annotated as plexin domain-containing protein 2. The transcript is spliced from 14 exons. The record is from RefSeq and is a predicted model, not a curated record. Lineage: Eukaryota; Metazoa; Chordata; Actinopteri; Pleuronectiformes; Scophthalmidae. Bases 178 to 1944 code for a protein of 588 amino acids.
CAGUUGCGUUGCGAACAAUUUCAAAAUCCCUUAACACGAUGGAAAUCGACACGAGGAGACACUUCACGUUGGGCUGCAUGAAAAGUUGAAGUUCCGUGGUCGGCUGGUCGGGCUUCUUUUUUUUUUUUUUUUUUUACAAGCGUGUGUACCACGUUUUUUUAACUGCGGAGUGAGAGGAUGAGGAUGAUGAUGAUGAGCGCGAAGAAGCCAGUUCAUCUCAUCACGGGACUGAUCAUCGUGUUCCAGUUUCAAUUGAGCUUCAUUAAGGUCAAAUCUGCCAGAGGGGUUUACCGCGCGGACACGCAGGGGCUGCCGUCUCUGGAGGGAAAGCUGCAUGUGAACUCUGGGAGUCACAGGCCCAGGGAGAGGAAGUGGGCGUCCAGGCCGAGGUCUGGUGCCCCUGGCUGGGCGGCAGACAAGAGGGGCCACUACAGAGACCAGCACCAACCGGAGGAGACGGACGUGGACCUGAUGACGGAGCAGGGACACGACAAUUCCACACAGAUUGAGGACACUGAUCACGCCUACUACACGUCUAAAAUCUACGGCCCUGGUGACGCAGCCGGUAAAGAGCUGUGGGUGAACCUCGAUGAGACGGAGGAGGAGGGGGAGUGGAAGGUCCAUGGCUUCCUGUCCAGUGCCCACAGACAGGCCGAGAGAGUCAAUCUUUCCUUCGACUUUCCCUUCUACGGACAUAUACUCAAAGAAAUCACCGUGACAACGGGAGGUUUCAUUUACACAGGAGGUAUAAUCCACCGGAUGCUCACGGCCACUCAGUACAUCGCCCCACUCAUGGCCAAUUUCGACCCGAGUCUUUCCAAAAACUCCUCUGUGUUUUACUUUGACAAUGGAACUGCACUGGUGGUUCAGUGGAACCGGAUUCACCUCCUGGACGUCAGCGUGGGAACUUUCACCUUCCAGGCGGUUCUGCACAGCGACGGGCGGAUCGUGUUCGCAUACAAAGAGAUUCCGACAGACAUCAGCGACAUCAGCGCCGAGAAUCAUCCCGUCAAAGUGGGUUUAUCGGAUGCGUUUGUUGUGCUUCAUGACAUCGAGCAGAUUCCCAAUGUUCGGAGGAGAACCAUCUACGAGUAUCACAAAGUCGAUAUACUGAAAUCCAAAAUCUCCAACUCUACAUCUGUGGAGAUGGUACCGCUCCCCACGUGUCUCCAGUUCUCCAGCUGUGGUCCAUGUGUCACUUCUCAGAUUGGCUUUAACUGCAGCUGGUGCAGUCGGCUACAAAGAUGCUCCAGCGGCUUCGAUCGGAACCGGCAGGACUGGGUCGACCUCGGCUGCCCAGAGGAGAGACGGGAUCCACGGUGUCUCCGCAUAACGGACGUCGCAAGCGCCACAUCUGGCCACCUGACGCAUACGACCACUCCUGCUACAGCGACCGCAGCGCAGCAGAGGACGUCCGGCGCGACCUCCGACCCCCCUGGCAGGACGUCCGGCGCCACCGACCCCUCAACACACAGCAGCGCUAGCAGAAGAAUAACAUCCACUCCGCUGACUCCCACCAGCGAACCUGCAGAGGAUGACACAAAAACCUCCUUACACAUGAAUGAAGCACCAGGAGUUGAGGAGGAGACCGGAGAGAGCGACGAGCAGCUGCAGAUCGGCCUCCUGACGGGCAUCGUCAUGAUGAUGGUCGUCAUGGCAGCAGCCGUCCUCCUCUCCCUUUACAUAUACAACCACCCCACUUCCAAUGCCAGUCUCUUCUUCAUGGAGCGGCGGCUGACCCGCUGGCCGAUCAUGAAGUUCAGGCGAGGGUCGGGUCGGCCUUCGUACGCAGAGGUGGAGGCUCCCGGUCAGGACAAAGACGGCUCGGUCGUCAUCGACCCCAAACAGUCGUUUGUGAUGUCGGACAGGAGAGAAAGCGAACAGAAAGAAGGAUUCAUAGUUCCCGAUCAGAGGGAGCGCUUCCUCGUCAUGGAGAGCUCCUGACCCAAAACCACAUAUCCCAGAAGGCUUUGGGGGACAGAGCUGGUUCUCUUCAUGUGAGUUGGCGCUCCUUGAAUGCUGACACAUCUGCUCAAUUUCCCUUUUAAGGACAGCAUUUGAGCGAGCAGGGAGGAAAUUCCAACUCCAGAUUUACUUUAUGCAACAGUCUAGCUUCAUGUUUGUAUUUGCCUUUUGAGCCAUCAAACUGUUUUAUUACACAAAUGAAAGGUACUUGGAUAAAAACUUGUUUUUACUUUACUCAGGUCACUCGCUCACGUUUACUGCAAUGCUUGUUUUGAGUUCAUGUCUCGUUCCCACACCUACU